AUGCUGCUCUUCGGCAACCCCAAACCCCCUUCGAAUCUCAAGCCUCUCGCACCCAAACCCUUGUUCGGGGCGCGGACUCCGCAAACACCAGCCAUUGUAAAACCGACAAGCCGGGUACGUACACCCCAGGAUCCGCGUGCUAUAUUGGCGCAAACUCUUACUCCUGCAAUCGCCGUCCCCGACCUGCAAGAUGAACCGCCCUUGGAAGAGCGAAUUCUCCAGCAUCGCAAAACCCAGGCUUUGAGUCCAGAACUUCUGGGCCCGGCUAUCGGCACGUUAUGGGAUCAGAUAGAAUUCGACGAAGCCUACAGCGAGCGUCUACAAUUGCUGGACGCACAGAUCGCGGCAGCUGCAGCAGCAGCCCAGGAUUCCCAGCCACUAGAAAUCCCGACGUUCACUCCAUCACCAGCCGAUCUUGAAAUCGAUAUGUCUGCUUCCGCGGAUAUGCUGAAGCUCGAACCAAUUGAAGAACGGGAGGUCGAGCUGGUCGAUCGCCAACGGGACAUCAAGCGACUUAUAAAGCGUGUGCGGAAGCUCCAGAGUCGCUUUGUCGAUAUCAGAUAUAAUAUCGUCAUACAUGACAUAGCAGUGACCAGUUUUUUCGAUACUGUAUUGAAAAGGUUAUAUCAUGAUGGUAUUUAUGUUACCAGGGUGCGAGAAUUGCCACGGUUGCCUCGAACAAUGCAAUCAAAUUUUCGCAAAUAUGAUAGGUUAUUGGGUAUGGAUAAGAGAAUUAUCUCUUUGGCAGGCCACAUGUGGCGGAAGUACUUGGGCACCGGAUUAUACCUCUCUGAGCACGCUACUGUUCCUAACGCCUGGAAUUUCGAGGUUUUGUCCACUUCCAUGAGUGAUGCUUUUAUUCAAUACCGCAACACAAUUGGUGACACGAUCGAUGAAAUCAACAACAUGAUCGGGGGACUUCUAUCCAGGCCGCGAAAGCGCAGUCAACACGCGCACAACCAACAACUAGUCACGAUGCUGGAGAACAGCCUGGCGGUACAUGCUUCAGCGAAGAAUGACUUAUGUCAAGAUUUCGGCCCAUUCUAUUCUUACGCCCUUUACCUUUUCUAUUCUAGACAACCAACAUCCAGUAUUUACUGGAAGCAGUGGGAGGUUAUUUCCCCUUUCAUUACCUCACGGGCCCUCAUACUUUCAAUCAGGGGUGCUUUGAGUGAUGUUCUCAAUAUCCUAGACAUUGGGAAACGGGCAGGUCACAGAAUACCGAUAAAACUUGAAGACUCUCUCUGGAAAUGGUAUAGGGAAUUUCCCAUUUUAUGGAUGGAUGAAUUCAUCGUGGAACUUGAAGCGUUUAUUGAGCUUAAUUUCCUUCGCCUCCAAACCGAAGAAAGGCUCUCCCGGCUUGAUUUAAACGUCAAUGCAAGGCCGUCUGUUGUCUUUCCAAAUCAAACUGAUAUGGAAAAACUUCGUAACUGGGCUUUGGGACUGGAAAGAAUCACUGGACCGGGGAAUAACUUUAGUCUAGGAAACUCCGAUGUAGAUACAUCUCGAAAAGUUACGGACAGUAAUCGUUGGCUUCGUAUCCAGCAUGGAUCCAAAACUAUCAGCAUCACAGCCAGCGAAGAGGAAAUCCGAAUCUGUCAUCAGGCCAAAGGCAGGUACGUUGGCGUUUCUGGCUCCUCCACACAGACAUCCAACGGUCAAGCUGAUCCGUCUCCGUCAAAGUACUGGAGCUAUAAUCUUAAUAAAACUCCGGAUGGCAAAGAAAUCACUGUUCACUAUUGCACUUCCCUUCAAACUAUGGAACGAGUAGCAAAGCUUUUUUUGUCCGAAACUAUUGUCGGCCUUGAUGUUGAAUGGAAAGCCCAAGCCUCUGCUCAAGAUUCACUUGUGGAUAAUGUUUCUGUGAUACAACUUGCGAGCAAGGAGCGAAUCGCCAUAUUUCACCUGGCUUUAUUUAAUCCUGCAAAUUCACUACAGCACCUUCUGUCUCCUACUCUUAAGAGAAUACUAGAAUCUCCCGAUAUAGUCAAGGUUGGCGUCGCUAUCAGGGCAGACUGUACACGCCUGUAUAAAUAUUUGGGCAUUCGGACAGAUAACAUUUGCGAAGUCAGUCGCUUGCACAAAGUAGUGAAGCACCACCUAAACCCAAAAUUGAUCGACAAGAGAUUAGUGAAUCUCGCUCAGCAGGUGGAAGAGCAUUUAGGCUUGCCACUUGACAAGGAUCCUGAAAUCAGAUGUGGUGGCUGGUCGAAAAAGCUCAAUUACCGUCAAGUACAAUAUGUUGCAACAGAUCCAUACGCCGCCUUGCAGCUUUUCCAUGUCUUAGAAGCCAAAAGGCUCCAGUUGACGCCUGUUCCACCGAGGCCGGUCAACCCAGUCAUCGUCUAUACUACCCCAGACUCUAUUGCGAAAAUUCAUCCAAAAAGCAGUUUAACGCAAAAUGAAGAAGCCCCCCGAUCCGUGUGA
Messenger RNA from Histoplasma mississippiense, 2427 nucleotides. RefSeq lists its product with no specific name. The record is from RefSeq and is a predicted model, not a curated record. NCBI's taxonomy places the organism in Eukaryota, Fungi, Ascomycota, Eurotiomycetes, Onygenales, Ajellomycetaceae. Bases 1 to 2427 code for a protein of 808 amino acids. Gene Ontology annotation, biological process: nucleobase-containing compound metabolic process. Gene Ontology annotation, molecular function: 3'-5' exonuclease activity; nucleic acid binding. The transcript is spliced from 6 exons. Gene Ontology annotation, cellular component: nucleus; cytoplasm.